This is a messenger RNA of Neoarius graeffei (lesser salmon catfish), 2630 nucleotides long. RefSeq names its product histone deacetylase 9-B. The record is from RefSeq and is a predicted model, not a curated record. Gene Ontology annotation, biological process: chromatin organization. Gene Ontology annotation, molecular function: histone deacetylase activity. The transcript has 11 exons. Gene Ontology annotation, cellular component: histone deacetylase complex. NCBI's taxonomy places the organism in Eukaryota, Metazoa, Chordata, Actinopteri, Siluriformes, Ariidae. The coding region runs from base 332 to 2146 and encodes 604 amino acids.
AGAGAGAGAGGUGCUGCACACUCACAUGGUGAUGAUAGGAAAGCGAGAGACAGAGGAGGUGGGAGACAGAUAGUUUUGUAGAGAUCGAGAGAUAGUCAGAGUGUGACAGGCGGCGCUUCGAGGUGAAUCUGGAAAAAAGAGCACAAACAGUGCAGCAGUGUAGCCGUUUUCUUCCUCGCCAGUCAGUCGGUCAGCUUAAAGACUCUGAACAGACUGGCCUUUUUUUGCAGCGACUAAAACGACUGAAAGAGGACAGGAGGAGGAAAAGGGAUACGAGUGAGAUUUGGUGAGAAUCGGGUGCCGGGGUACAGGGCUCGCUUCGGCAUUCACUAUGCUGCAGACUAUUUAUGAGAGCGAGUCCCGCAUCCCCGCCGAGUGGCUCAGGAACCUCCUGGAUACACACAGCAUCUCCAGCAGUGUGAUUAGCUCAGGAUCGGAGUUGUUGUCCCCAGUGGGCAGGUCUGAGGUCAGUAUGCCGGAGUGGGAGCGAGACUCGGAUGAAUGGGAGAGGCAGCUCCAGAGAGAACUCCUUCUGAUCCAAAGGCAGCAGCAGAUCCAGAAGCAGCUGCUCAUCGCCGAGUUUCAGAAACAGCACCAGGCUUUACUGCGACAGCACCAGGCUCAGCUACAGGAGCACAUCAAGCUCCAGCAGGCUUUGUUGACCCUCCGACAGCAGCAGGAGGCUCUCUCUGAGGAGCGCACGCCUGAAAUUGAGAUAGAUGAGGAGAGAGAGGAGGUGCAGGGGGAGGAGGUGGAGCGCCACAGGAGGGAGCAGGCUCAACACCAGCACCUCACCCACAGGAAGAAGGAGCGCAGCAAAGAGAGCCUGGAUCUUUUUCCUUCAGGUGCUAUGGCCAGCACAGAAGUGCGACAAAAACUGCACGACUUCCUGCUGAAUAAAUCGGCUAAAGACACGCCUCCGUCUGGUCACCCUCUCAACCAGCGCGCCAAACUCUGGUACAUCACCAGCCAGCACAUGUCCAUGGAGCAGAAUUCUCCUCCUUUAGGAGAGAUGCCUCCUACAUUCAAAUCCCCUCUGCCCUCUGGCCUGGACACCAGGGAGGAGGACUUCCCCCUCAGGAAGACGGCAUCUGAGCCGAAUCUGAAGGUGCGCUCGAGGCUGAAGCAGAAGGUUUCUGAGAGGAGGAGUGGCCCUAUCCAGCGCCGCAGAGACGGUAGUGUGCUCGUCACGCCUCCUAAGAAACGCCCACUUGAGCUCAGUGACUCCUCAGCCAAUGACAGCUCUCCCAGCUCUGGGCCCAGCUCUCCCAUUGGCUUAUGCAGCAAUGAGAACGGCACAACCUACCAGGCCAGCUCUGCACAAAUCGAGAAAUAUUUGCCACAGGGGGGGAUUCUGAAGGCAGAUGGCUCUCUUGCGCUGUUGAACCUCUAUACGUCACCUUCCCUUCCCAAUCUCACCUUAGGCCUCCACUCCGGGCCUUCACCAAUCAGUCCUGCUUCAGCAAUACAGGAGCGAGCAGGUGAGGCGAGCUCAGUGUCAGCCACUUCUCGGGAGCCGAAGGUGAACACCAGCCAUCAGGCUCUGCUGCAGCACCUGUUACUGAAAGAGCAGACCAGACAGCAGAAGAUACUCUCGUCUGGAAGUGUCUCGGUUCUCCCCCAGUCUCCUCUGGUGAUGAAGGAGCGUUCAGGAGGAGGAGGUGGUUCUCGUCCCAGGCUGCCUCGACACAGGCCUCUUAACCGGACCCAAUCAGCACCGCUUCCCCAGAGCACUCUGGCUCAACUCGUCCUCCAACAGCAACACCACAACUUUGUGGAGAAACAGAAGCAAUACCACCAGCAGGUCCACAUCAACCAGAUUCUGUCGCAGUCCAUCGAACAGCUGAGGAACCCCACUGCUCACCUGGAGGAGGACGAAGAGGUGAGAGGCCUGGAGCUCACACUGCCCCCUGCUGGAGUCAUCCGGAGCCACAGCAGCAGCAGCAACAUUCAAUUAGAGAGCAACAGCCAGAGCGAGACCCCCAGCGCCCCGGCCAGCGUCAUCAGGGUGAAAGAAGAACCGCUGGACCCCGAGAGCAGGAUCGAGGAAGCAGGAAGGGAUGAGAGAAAAGAAAGAGAAGAGGAGAUGAUGAAGGAGGUCAAGUCUGAACAGAAUGUAGAGAGUAUGACUGAGACGGACGUCUGAGAACGAGAUGAAGAAAAGAAGAGAGAACAAAGAGAGCAUCAGAGAGAAGGAUAGAAAGAGAGAAUGAAUGAAGAGAAGGCAGAACGUCAAGCACCUUUGCGUCUCAAUCUCCCUUUACUCUUUGCCUCACAUUUAUCAUCACAUCCUUCUUGUCUGUUCGUUCUUUCUCUACUGAGCUUUAAGAUCAUUAACACUAACAGCAUUAUCCCAGGCAAUAGAAAUGGUUAUACGUGUAUAAUAUUAAAGUUAUAAUCAUCAACGUGACUUAUUUUAAAAAGGACAAGCUCUAGCGUUACGAAAAUAACAUUUCCACAACAUAUACAGAAAAGACAAUGUGAAAAUAUUUUCAUUAAAAAUGUACCUAUAAGGUCAUUCAGCCAAGAACUUUGUAUUAAUUUUUUUUAAUUGAUUGUAUUGCAUUGAUGGACAAGUGGAGCCAAGCCAUGGCAUUGAAAAGAAAUAAAUUCCCACACAGCGUACCAGA